AUGCGACACCUGGAACCAGGGAGACAGAUGCUAAUGACCGUGGGAUUUGUGCACUUGCUCAGGUUCCUCAUGGUUGAAGUUUCGGAGGCAUGCCACAUGGCCAGUGUCCUCAACAACGAACCCGAGGACCUGGAGGAAACAGCAGACACGGUUGAUGUGGAGGUGGAUGGCAGUAGUCUGGUGCAAACGAGGCUGGAACUAGACAAGCUGGACAGAUGGCAUCGAUUGCUUACGACUCUGCAAAAGGAACUGGCAGGACAAAGCAAGAGCAGGCGCCGGUCACAUGUGCACCAGCUUCGGGCCAGGUUGUAUCACAUCGUCAACACUGACGCCUGGACAGCAGAGGAGGACCAGUUCUUCGCUUUGCUCAUUGGCAUGAGCGAGAGCGAGACGACCCAGCCUGUAGAUGUGGACCAAAUGUGGAUCGACAGAUGGGGAAGUGAGCUGGCAGCCUUCAUGCCAGGUAUGGAUACUCCCAUACAAAUCGUACAGGCAGGGACCAUCAUGGUUGAGGAAAGCCAAGACCCCACCGGAGGCAACACUUCGCAGGCGGACAUCGAUGCCCAUGUCGCGGACGAACACUAUGAACGAGACCUACGUGAACAAGAACAACUCGAGGCGGAAAAGGAGGUGGCAGCGAUUCAGCAAUAUGAAGAGGAUAUGCUCCGGCGCCAAGCUGCAGCUUAUCAGGCUUGGGAAGACUGGGAAAUCCAAGCAGCCCAAACCAUGGCGAGUGGACGCCAGCCUGCUCCUAGGCGGAAAAGGUGCAUCUUGGAAGUGGAGGUUGCCUCAGGGUCCGCCGAAGUGCCACGGAUUCGGCGCCGACAGGUCUACGUGGUCCCUGAAGAAGGACAAAUCUCCCUGUCGGUGAAGGCCUCUAUGGUGGACGACAUCCCGGACUCGGACGCCUCCACGAUCGUGUUGCAACCACCAGAAGAGGAAGGGACCACGGUGAUGCAGGAACUUGACUUUGAUGAGUUCAUGCGCAAGUAUUGCGAGUGGAAGGAGGGCAUCAUCACCGCUGAGUAUGUCCAGCAAACCUAUGGCAAAGUGGUCCUGGAUAUGAUGGAGGCACAAUAUGCGGCACAGGUCCUUGAAGAUUGUGAAGUCGAGGGGCGCGGACAUCUCAACAGUGCAGGGUCAGGAGCUACAGGGUUGGACUCUCCUGGGCAUCAAGCAGGGCAUGAAGGAGGGGUACUACCAGCAGGACAGACGACUGACACGGCCAUGGACAGUUUGGAGAUGUCUGCUGAACCGCCGACGACUACCACUUGGACAGUCCCGCUGCAGCCUGGGGGUCAGGGCCGUGUUGUGGACAGUUACGAGGGGACUCACGAGGGCAUCCAGGAGGACAGCAGCUACCAGGGUCACUGA
Messenger RNA from Symbiodinium sp. CCMP2592, 1374 nucleotides. The record is from the annotation of a GenBank genome assembly. Lineage: Eukaryota; Dinophyceae; Suessiales; Symbiodiniaceae.